AUGGGGGGUGUAUCUCUAUCACAUAUUUUGGAGGUGGAUUGGAGGUGGAUAGAGUUGAACUGGUAUAGUUGUUGGAUCCAGCGAAUGUGCGGCCUGGUUUUUGAUAUGGUGAUCUUCUUUUACGAUAUAUACGGGUUAUAUAUUGAGUCACCGUUGAACAACUUUCCCGUGGAAGUAUCCAUGUCUAUGAAAAGGAUGCAGAUGAAAAUGGGGGUUUUGAAAGACAUUCAGACCCAGCAUAGGAGACAGGCGGACUUUCUCCACGAGCCAGGAUUUUACUGCAUGGUUUUGGUUUUACCUGGUAUACAAUAUUUAAACAUCUCAAGAGUUGCUAUAGAGUAUUUCUACAAGCUAUUCGAAGAGAACAGCAAAAUGCUCUCUGUCGGCAAUCACAGAACUACCCAGAUGGUCCAGAUUUGCAGAGUUCCCGAACAUCAGGAUGUUGAGAGCACGCAGGUCAUGUUCGCUUUCUGGAUUUCGGAGAAUAUGGAUACAGAUCAGCAAACCCCUACGGAAGCCAAUACAGAUUGGAUUUCAGAUGCAAUCGGGUAUGUAGUGCGUCCCGAGCACGCUGCUCUGGCGGCCGAGGUGUUCAAGCUGGUGGCUAGGGUUGAGUCAGCCCCCUAG
Molecule: messenger RNA, 627 nt
Organism: Aspergillus campestris IBT 28561
Lineage: Eukaryota; Fungi; Ascomycota; Eurotiomycetes; Eurotiales; Aspergillaceae
Exons: 6
Coding region: 1-627 (208 amino acids)
Source: RefSeq, a predicted model, not a curated record